CUGUAUGGGAUAGGAGGAGUAGGGGGUGAGGGGGGUGGAGGGAGACAGAAUGGCGUGAGGACCGAGGCCGGUGGUUGGUUUGAUCUGAGCCACGUGUGCGUCCAGCCACGUCGCUUCGCCGCUUCAUGGAUGUCGACGAAACGCUGGCAUCCCAUGCUGCCCGGUCCCUUCUGUUUUGGCCCAGAUGUCCUGAGAUGAGGUGAUGCAUAGGACCUUGAAGAAGAAAACAGGCAGCUGUGCUUCAGUCUGUCACUCAUCAACGGGUUCACAGCUCAACAGCUACUGUCAAAGUGUGUUUGAAAGAGGCAGUCGGAUGCUCAAACUGUGAUUGCUCUGGGUAGCUCCCGGGUAUGAAUUCCUUUAAGCGAAUGACUUUGAAGCACAGCAAUAGUUGAAUAUAGAAGUAUAAAAGAGUGAAAAAACACAGGAUCUACUGGAAAUGCCAUCGCUCCGCUGUAUUAUGUGCUUAAAACUGGGGUUCAGGCUGAGAAACAUGUUCUACCUCCACAACACUGUGCAGCCAUGAACUCUGCACAGCCGCCCUCUCUAUCCUCAGCCAUGAGUUUAAUGGUAAGCUGAUAGUAUGUGAUCAACUGCAUCGUGGCACCAACAUCUUGCUGCUCAACCUUCUCAAUAAAACCUAGCUGGAGCGUUCAGUCGGUGCUGUGAAAAUGGCAGCUGAGAGUUUUCAGCUCUGGACAGAGGACGACGAGCUCCAGCCAGCUGAUUUGCCAACGUCAUCGCUAGCAUCCCUCCAUCUCAGGGAUGAGGCUGUGGUCAUCAAUGAGAACACCAACCAUAUGGGGGAUAAUCCUGAGCCCCAUCCUGUCUUGCCCGAGAUGAUGUCAUCACUGCUUAACCAGUCACGACAGCAGGCAGACACAUCCAUGGAUAGUAGGCCUGAGCGUCCACCAGCAGAUCAAGAGUUCUUGGAGACCGAGAUGAGCCAAAACGACAGUGAGGCGCAGUCUCACACCUUGACAUCGUUCCUGCAGGACCUUUCAUCCUACACUGAUCACAAUGAUGUGUUUCCUGCUCUGAGAACCAACGUCACCAAGGAAGGAGAACUACAACCAGACAACAAUAUAACCAAAGCUAUGGCUGCAUGUGAGUCCAGCACUGAUGACCACCAGCUGUCCGAAGCAGAGUGGUACUGGGGUAACAUCUCGAGAGAGGAAGUAAAUGAGAUGAUGAGAAACACUCCUGAUGGCACAUUCCUGGUCCGAGAUGCUUCCAGUAGGGUUCAGGGGGAAUACACUCUGACACUCAGAAAAGAUGGCUACAACAGACUCAUAAAAAUCUUCCAUCAUGGGGGGAAAUACGGCUUUUCUGAGCCACUGGCUUUUCCCUCUGUGGUGGACCUGAUCCAGUAUUACCAGAAGAAGUCACUAGCCCAGUACAACUCUAAACUGGAUACACGGUUACUCUAUCCAAUAUCUAGAUACCAGCAGCAGCAGAUUGUGAUGGAAGUUGACAUUGAUACAGCUGGAGAACAACUGAGGAUAUUUCAGGAUCAAUACAAAGAGAAGAGCAAAGAGUACGACCGCCUGUUUGAGGAGUUAAACCAAACCUCCCAGGAGCUGCAGAGCAAGCGGACGGCCAUCGAAGCUUUCGGCGAAAUCAUUCGUAUCUUUGAGGAGGAGUGUGAAACACAAGAACGCUACAGCAAAGAAUACAUCGACAUGUUCCUCACAUUAGACAGCAAUACAGAAACUGACAAGAUUCAAAGCAACUCAGAUGAACUGCAGUCAAGGGUGGAAGAGAUCCACAACAGCAAAAAGAAGUUGGAGGAAGAGCUGAGGAACAAGGCGCUGGCUCACAUGGAGGUCGACAGGAAAAUUAACAGCCUGAAGCCCGACCUUGUGCAGCUCAGGAAGAUCCGAGAUCAAUACCUGCUCUGGCUCACUCAGCAAGGCACUCAGCAGAGCCAGAUCAAUGACUGGCUGGGUAUCAGGAAUGAAGAAGAAGACCCAUACACCCUAGCAGAUGAUACCCACCAGGAGGAGAGGAGCUGGUAUGUUGGAGGCAUGAGACGAAAGGAGGCAGAGGAGUUGCUGAGAGGGCGGCGUGAUGGGACCUUUUUAAUCAGAGACAGUCAGACUCAGAGUGGCUCUUUUGCCUGCUCUGUGGUUGUGGACGGGGAUGUGAAACACUGUGUGAUCUACAGGACGUCCACAGGAUAUGGCUUUGCUGAGCCCUACAACCUGUAUUCUUCGCUGAGAGAGCUCGUACUCCAUUAUCGACACACAUCCCUGAUCCAACACAACCAGCAGCUGAAUGUAACCCUGGCCUGGCCUGCUCUCAGUCAGCAGCCCAGCUGAGACACACCAGCAUACCACCCCGAUGGCGCUUUCCCAAAGCUUCACAGUAUUAGCACUGAGGACACACCCAAACGGACACUGUUUCCAGGCUCAAACAGAGCACCGGUUAGUGUUACCACCAUAUGAAAAUUUUCACCAACAGGCUCAGUGCUAAAAUUUGGUAGUUAAUAAUCCAGUACUGCUAUGAAGUGACAACAAACAACAGUCACAGUUCACAGAUUUUAAGCAGUUUAGUCACUUUACCAUUAGGUUGAUUACAACUCUGCCUUUUGUCACCUUUGUCCAUUACAUGCAAUGGUUGUAUAUUUUGCUCCUAGCACCAGCUUGUCCACUAGUUUCAGACACAGAGGGUUGUUUAAUGCUGUUGCCAUCGUAACAGCACUGACCAAUAUAAUCAGUAGUAUGUUACUCUGCUGUCAAAAGCCAAGCUCGAGCUCUGCUCUAAUCUUAUUUCUUUUAUUAAACCGAUUAUUCCUAUUGUUAAAAAAUCCCAUUAGCUUGCCAUCUGCAUAUAAAGCUUGCAAAACACAAUUUGGAUUAAGUACUUAUCUUUUACAGAAUCCAGCAGUGAAUUUAAUCUUCUGCAGCAGAAUAAGGUAGAACUGAAUUUUUGGCUCCACGACCACACGAGUAGUAUCGACAGGCUUCCAAAAAGUUGUUGCCAAAAUCUGAUGCCCUGGAAGAGUUUACAACAACGACAUCAGGGUUACACAGGAUGCCACUACCCACCUUUCAGAAUACUCUUCAGACUACAGAAUGCAAACCAUUCACAACAAUAACAAUCAGAGCACAUUGAUAGAAUUCAUAAAUAAUAAUAUGGCUACAUGUCUUUCGUGUAUGAUAAGAAGAGUAUAUUUUUCUGGUGGAGAAAUGUUGAUGUAGGUUAUCCACUGUAUCCAAUAGUCCAGUGCAUAUUUUUUAUCGUUAUUUUUCCUGAAAGGGAAGCACAAUAAAUUAUCAUUGAAGGCUUAAUAUUUUAAGCUUUGAGAAGUAUCAAGUCCUCUUCUCCAAUAUUUGGCCAUUCAUGGCUUAAGUUGCAUCUCAUCCACUUCUAAAAUAUUUUUUCCACUGACCUGUUACAAGCUACUUGCCCUCCAAGUCAAAUUCACCUUUUAAACUUUGAAAAAGUGAAUUUGUUGCAUUCCCCCAAAGUAUGUAUAUUCCAUAUAAUCAAAUCAAUAUAAUCGGUGCAGUAACAUUGUUUAAGGUGCUUCUGGGAAGCUGAGCUCAGGAUGGGACGCGACCCUGCACAUGUGCAUUAUGGGUAUUAUAGACACUGAGGAGACACACAAGCACUUUAUCCAAAACAAGACAACAUAAGUACACGGAGGCAUAGGGCUGGGCUCCCAUAGCUAGUUUCCAUUUUGAAUCCUGUUCCUGGUUGGUGAAAAGCCUUGUUUUAUUUGGCUGCGAUGCUAACGAACCUCUUAUUAAUACUUUAAUCCCUCUUUGUUAUUUUUUGAUAGCAAAGACAAGCAGUUUGUGAAAAAUCCUGUGAUGAAAUCAGUAAGUUUCAGCUAUUAUUUAGGUAUGUUACAACACAUUUCAUAUCAUCUGCUUGGUGGUUGUGAACAUUAGCAAGCUCAGUUACUGUUAUUGGUGAAUAACCGACUGGCUUUUCCAGAUUCUUGCUAAUUAACAGCAGAUCAAAGAUUGAAAAUGAAUUUUUGGUUACAACACAAGUUUCACCACCUGCAAAUUAUGAAAGCUGAACAAAACGAGCAUCAAUAACGGACUUGAAAGGAUUUGGACCUGAUAAAUCGAUACGAUACUGGAUUCAGAUGUGAUAAACUGCUAUUGCAUCCCAACCCUACCCAGACAGGAAGACCACAGCUAGAGAUUUGUGAGAAUGCACGUCAUCACUGAUCUCACAUGUUGAUAUUGCUGAUUGGAAAUAAGUUCAAAGUUUCUAUUUUGUUGACUACAAAUAGAAAUGUUGUUUUCUUACUGACAUCUGCAAACCUUUGGGUCUUUACAUUGGGGGUUUUCAGGAGUGAUAGCAGUCAAUGGCAAGUAAAGUCAUGCCAUUCUUCAUCCUGCACAUCAUGCUUCAUUGUACCAGGGCAAUACAAAUGAGACAAAACACGAAGCAUGCACAAAAUUACAGACAGUAUUUCUGUGUGUUGAUUAUAUGCAAAUCUUGGAACAUCUACCUAAAACAAGUUAUUCAAGUAAAUGCGAGUUAUCAAUCUGGUUCAGAUUCUAAAUUGAUUAGUUGAAUUUUUCGAUUUUGUUUGUGAGGAUUAGUGAAGGUGGAGUCAGUGAUCUGGGACCUUUGCUAAUUCUCUGGAGCUCGAUAUGGAGUGACAUUACAGGCUUACACUGUAGGUCCAUAGUUUUGUAGGAAAUUGCUGAAUAGUGCCUUUAAAUGCUUUGUUCCGGCCAUCAUGAGCUGAACAGGUUGUGUCUAGUUGAAUACAAGGUUACAACAGCGCAAGUACCCUGGAGUACCCACCAGAAGAGUAUUAUUAUAAAAGGUAAUCGCUUCCAUGCAACCGAUCACUUUUAAGAAUCACAUGUAGAAUAUGAUAUUGAAUUAUUUUAUUAAAAUUCAAAUGAGUGCUACAAAAGACCUUUUUUCCGCGGCAGUUGCCACACUGAAUUUACAUCACACUUGGCUUGAAAAGCUGCAUAUUUGCUUAUAUAUCCGUUUUUUUGAUAAAGAAAAAAAUACAAGAACAAAGGCUCAUAAUUUGAAUGGCCUUGAGCUACAUAAUAGUUCAAUAUUAGCCAUAUGUCUGACGUUUACAGUUAAAAGCUGUAAAACUAAAGGCUUAAAACCUGAGUCACAAUUUUACAUAUUCAAAUAGGGAUGUCACAAGGACUGACAAGGCGUUACUACGUUUAUGCCAAAACUCUGAAAAUAUAAUAUGUUUUGCAAUGCGGUUGGCACUAAAGAUACUAGACAAGGCUGGUACAGCAAUAGGACUGCUGAGACUUGUGGGAAAAUGCUGUAGAUAUGCUCCACACACGACCUUCACAGAGGCUAAAGUUAGCUUGUUUAGGCUAAUGUGGCUAAGUCACUACUAUUCAGUCUGUCAUUGAACCACUGUGCAUUUAUGUGUUAGAUGUGUGUGUGUGUAGUGGCUUUGUUAUUUUAUUUAAUUCUUAAAAAUAAUUUAGAAAGACAUUUUUUUCCAAAAAAAUUUGGGCAUCAAAUUUGGUAAGAAGAGUCACGAUGAUUCAGUGGGGUUAGUUCUGACUUCCAAAUGUGUGGUACUGUGACAUCCCUAUUGCCGACCUGUUACUACUUCAAAACACGAGGACUUAUGAUCGACCAAACAGCAGUAAAAUCAUUAUCGUUACUACUUUAAUUUUGCAGGCAUGUUAGUUAGCUAUGAUUACAGCUAUGGUGGACCAAAUAGAACAUAUAACCAUAAAAUGUGACAAGAUUAUAGAUAUUGGAAAAUUCUAUAUUUUUGAAAAUGUUGGUAAACAUCAGCACAAGACAAGGUUUUUUCUUUUCUUUUUUUUACUCCUUAAGUGUGAGGUAUAUUCAAAUGGUGAUGGAACCUUUGCGUCUUUUACAAAAACGAAAACUGUUUACAUUUCAGACCUAUCCAGGGCCGGAGGGAUCUGGAUAGGUAGCAGGUUUGCGACCCAGGGACUGCUUUGAUUGUGCAAUUUCUGAGUGGAGAUGAAGUGGUGCUUGUGGAUUACAGUGAAUUAUUCUAUUAAUCUAUUUUUAUAGGGGAAAUACAGUAGACAUUAAAUCUAGCAUUGUCAGUUUGGGUUGCCCAGUAAUUAAGAUAUAUUUAUUUAAGACAAAUAAGAGUAGUUUAUUUUACAUUUUGAGACUAAUUUGACUACUAUUCCUGUAUCUACUUUUUCCUGUUUAAUGACUCACUUUAAAUGCUCUCUCUUAAAGAUCAAACACACGCUGUACUGUCGUUGCAUACGUACACUUGAAGUUGUCAGUUUUGUCGGACUGUUUAUUACCGUGAAAGAAGUUGGACAAAUUGUGCAAGAUUCCUGCUUUGUGGCAGUAAAAAGUUGUAAAUGUUUGAUUUUUUGCAUGCCAUCACUGUGUAACAGAUUACCUUGGUAUAAUGCGUACAACUGGCUAGAAUAUGGACAUUACGGCUGGGUACUGUUUUGAUACCAGUUCUGGUACUUUAAUUACACCACCAGCUACAAAAGAUAUGUUGUGCUACCUUUCUUUAAUGGGUUAGCCGUAUUCUGUGAUUCUCAGUUACUAAUAUUAUUUGUUUUUUGCUUUACCUCUAUUAUUGGUGCUAGGCACUCAUUGCUGUAGUUUUUCCUCAAUGCACCUCUCUGAGAACACUUGUCAUACAUACAGUAUGAGUCAUACUUCUUUAUCAAAGUAAAUGCAAAAGCUUUCAUAAUGGUUGUGGUCUGUUGUGCUUGUAACCACAUCAGUCUGCAAUGUAGUGUUGCACGGUAGUAAGUUCUGCAUACGUUGUGGACCGUGUGCCACAGCCUCCACAUGGUAGUAGGACUUCUAACCUAUGUGAAACCAAAAUGUAGGUGUUUGUCCCUUGUCAUCCAGGUCAUGUCUUUUUUUUGUACUUUUUGCACACUUAAUAGAUUGAGUGCAAAAUUAAGUUUAUGACUUAACAUAUACAUUUAUAUAAUGUUGUGAAUUUAAAAAAUGAAAUGCUACCUAUCUCAGUAAAUUUUGUAGCAGGUAUACAAAAAGGUAUACAUGUUAUAGGUGCACAAAACAGACAAGACCACUGCUCUGUGGGGUGUAGAUUUAAAGCAUAGCAUUUGCACACUAUCUCCUGUGAGGUGGCGAUACUAUGACUGUGUCUUCAUGUACAUUCACUCUGUUACUAAGGCAGGUGGACAUGUAGUCGAUGUAAAUAUGGACAAGUUGCUCAUGAGAUUGAUGUGUUGUAGCACUUACAAAAACAGAACACAUGUUUUGUGUGUGGCAUCUUUAAUGAGGUGAUCACGUGAUAUUUAGUUCUGUGAAGUCAGACAUCUUUGUAAUUACGUGUGCACAACCUGGUCUCAUUCUGUUGUCAGUGUCUCUUUUUGCAACUUUAUCACUGUGCAAACACAAACAAAAUAGAGAUACCACCAACAAAUUCAUAGGACAAUAACUGGCAUCACAUAUAAACUGUGUGUCAUGUUGUACAAUCUUGGUACCUGAUUCUUUGUCCAACUAAUUUCAGCGUAAUGUUUUACAACCAUUACCAUGAUGCUAUUUGCUGUUGUAUGUUUAAAAAAUUACACACAGCUAAAGACAAUAUAACGUUGAAAGAAAAACAGAAGAACACAAACAGAUUGUUGUAAAAGCUUUGCUAAUACAAUAUUUACUAAUAAACAGGAACCCAGCUACCAGCCAUGUCGCUCCCCUGCUGACUUUUCAACACCACAAACGCCGUGUUUAUGACUAAAUGAAGGAACAACUGAGAUUUUGACUUUGAGACUUCUGUCUUUAAAUUUGCUUGUUGACAUGCUCUCCUCCAACUAAGGAGGUUUAAAACAAAUAUGAUUUGUUCUUCCUGAGCAAUUCUCAAAGGUGUGUUGAAAUUUUACGCUAGACGGCAUGCAUUUGUGACAUGGAAGAUUAAACAGGUGUGUGGUGGAGUAACAACAGCUGGAAAUCUGAAGAAAUACGACUCAUUGGAUGCUAUUAGAGAAAGACGUUUGUAGAUAUAUUUAGUGAUGUUCACUAGAUGUACUGAAAGACUUGGUAUUGCAGGAAUGACUAAAUGAGAGCUUGUCUGUUUGUAGCGUAAUGAUGUGGGGAUGGUUUUAGUGGCAACGAUGCCACGUUUAACUCCCAUAAUGAGAAUGUGCAAAUAUUUAAUCAAGAAACUGCUUGCACUGAAUGCCCGAAGACAUUUGCACUUUUGCCUAUUUUACAGGCUUUUGGAGAAUUAAAAGGACCAACCUUCAGUGUGGCAAAUAGGUUGUAAACAGUCACGUUUAGGUAUGAAGGCAAACAUUGUUAAGUUAUGCAGAUGUUUUCAGAUGCUAUCUGUUGGAUUCACCGAACUGUUUCAGUGGCGGCAUUCUGUCACUCAAUCAUAGGUUUACGCUAAAGUUCCUCGUGGCUCCAUUCAGACACACACUGAGAGAGAGCCACAGCAUGCACACAGUACUUGCUACACACACAAGACUGGAAAACGAUGUAUAGUGCAUGAGAUGCUGCCAUGAGAAAUCUUGUGCAUGCUCAUCUGUUAAUGCAUUUCAGACUUGUGUUGAAUAUUUAAAAAAAAUCUGUAUUAAUAGGUGUGACCUUGCACAAUUCUCACCCCGACUUUAACAGGAAAGUGACCAGGGAGCUUAUUCAGACAUGAUGAUCAGUUAAUGGAAAGCAGAGCAUGUCCAGAAGGGGCUGAUGUGGAGGUUAGGAGCUGUAAGUAGUUUUGGUGUGGUAUGAGUUUAGGUAUCAUGUUGGCGAUUAGUAAGUAUAGGAAGGGUGUCUGUAAUGAGUUUGAUGUAGGUAGGAGCUGAGAAGAGGAGGGAGGUUGGUCCGUAGACAUUUAUAAAGUUUUCCGGUGCCAUAAAUGGCUGCACCAUCGCUCUCAACUAUCUUCCACGCCACAACAUGAUGGGAUCUAGCAGUAAAGCUUUUCAAACUAUUUUAGUACAUGCACUUAUAUUUCUUUUCAUCCCGGGUAAAAUGAGACGAUCAUUAUCAACUUUUUUAAACAUCUGAAAUCCAGGGAAUUUGAGCUGUGCAUCUGAUCGAAUACCUCUAAUUGUCUCUGCAUCGUGUUAACAUCGUAUCUGUUCAAAUUUUUCUGUAACUGAUUUUAAUUUUUUCCAUUGUGGCUGUAUGGAUCUGUCGUUUUCAUUUGAUCUAAAGGAUUUAGCUGCCCUUAGUUAAUAGCCUAUUGCUGUGAGAAAAUACUGUUACUGUAAAUGUUUAUUUACUGUAUUGAUUAUGCUAUAACAUUCAGCUUGUUGUCCUCAAUCAGAAUUAGCUCGUAUUUCCUUUUAGGAGUCAUAUUUGGAGAAAACUGGAUUCAGACAUUUUUGUUGGUGUUAAACCUGACUUUACCUACUUCAGAACAGUACUGUUCAUGUAUGCACUUUCAGAUCCUAAAUAAAUUUGAGAUUAUAGUUUAA
Stegastes partitus (bicolor damselfish) is the source of this 9371-nucleotide messenger RNA. RefSeq names its product phosphatidylinositol 3-kinase regulatory subunit gamma-like. Gene Ontology annotation, molecular function: 1-phosphatidylinositol-3-kinase regulator activity. The record is from RefSeq and is a predicted model, not a curated record. The transcript is spliced from 12 exons. Gene Ontology annotation, biological process: phosphatidylinositol phosphate biosynthetic process; insulin receptor signaling pathway. Gene Ontology annotation, cellular component: phosphatidylinositol 3-kinase complex. NCBI's taxonomy places the organism in Eukaryota, Metazoa, Chordata, Actinopteri, Pomacentridae. The coding region runs from base 672 to 2321 and encodes 549 amino acids.